Molecule: messenger RNA, 936 nt
Organism: Truncatella angustata
Lineage: Eukaryota; Fungi; Ascomycota; Sordariomycetes; Amphisphaeriales; Sporocadaceae
Exons: 1
Coding region: 26-643 (205 amino acids)
Biological process (GO): transcription by RNA polymerase II
Cellular component (GO): SAGA complex
Molecular function (GO): transcription coregulator activity; protein heterodimerization activity
Source: RefSeq, a predicted model, not a curated record
GGACGACGCGGGUCCCGUCGGCGCCAUGCCGGGUGCCGGCCCGGUCGAGGAGGCGGCCAAGAAGAACAAGAAGGCCAAGGUCAAGCUGCCCUGGGAGCCGAGCAGCUUCUACACCCAAGAGGUGCCGGAGCGAGACGACGAGGAGGACGAGGAAGAGGAGGAGCUGAACUUUAUCACAUUGGAGCGUCUCCGUAAGGCGGACGAGCGCACCAAGGCGAUGACAAGGGAGGAAUACGUCACCUGGUCCGAAUACCGACAAGCCUCGUUCACCUACCGAAAGGGCAAGCGAUUCAGGGAAUGGGCUGGCUUUGGCGUUGUCACGGACAGCAAGCCGAGUGACGACAUCGUCGAUAUCCUCGGUUUCCUCACGUUCGAGAUGGUACAGACACUCACGGAGGAGGCACUCAAGAUCAAGGAGCAGGAGGACCUCUGGAAAGAGCGCACCGGCGCCAGCGAAAGCAACAGCAAGAAGAGGAAACUAGCUCCUGGCGGUCUGUUCGAUCCGCCUAGCGAAGGCAAGACGCCCGUCGAGAGUCGACACAUACAAGAGGCCUUCCGCAGACUGCAGACGAGAGGAAAGAAGAGUCGCGCUAUGCUCAACGGAACGAGACUCCAGCAACAUACCAACUUGAGGCUGUUCUAGUCUUGUCAGGCUUGUGGUUUUCGUCACACUUGGCCUCGGUGUGGCGCAUUUCGGGGGGAGUUUCGGGUUUGGCGUUAGAUUUGGAUUGGAUACAUCGGUGAUACCCACGGCUGGAUAAUGGACUGCAUAGGCAUUUUGGGUAUGUUUCUGUUUCGGACAGCUUGAACGCAACGAUAGGCUUUCAUGGGACAUCUCAAGGCGAUUUUUUUUUCCGCACCGCAAACAUCGUAUCCGAGAUUUGAUUGCAUUCGAUCGCCUGCAUCGUAGCAUGACACCCGUUAAUCUUUAUAUAU